AAUGCAGCGCCUCCCACAGCGGUGGCGCGCGCUCCGAUCGAGAGGCUUUUGCUCGAAUGCUCACGCGCCUGCUGCUGCGCCAGCCGACGAGAAGCCUGGCGCUUGGAAAUGGGGAAUUCGGAAGCGAAUGUGGGAUUUGAUCGAGAAAAAGGGCAUUGCUUUGAUGCCGAGGCCGGUGCACAACACAAUUCCGAAUUUCCGUGGAGCCGGCAAGGCAGCUGACAAGGUGCUGCUUCUGCCCGAAUAUCGAGAGGCCCAGUUCGUGAGCGUGUGCCCGGAUGCGCCGCAGAGACAAGUGAGAUUCAUAACACUCAGGCAUAUGAAAGUGCUGCUUGUUCCUCCACCGGGGCUAAAGAAGGGCUUCUACGCGGUUGUGAGCCCGACGUACUUGUCCUUCUACAAGAUGAGGGAGACCUCGGCACGCAUUGAGGGUGAGUUGCUGGGAAAAGAGCUGGGGCUUGAGUCGGAUUUCAGGGUCGACAUUCUUGUCAUCGGCUCGGUUGCGGUGGAUCCAGACACUGGUGCUCGCGUUGGCGUUGGCCAUGGAACUGAGGAGCUGGCGUACGCGCUGCUUCGUCACAAGAAAAUUAUAGACGAGUCCACACUUGUCGUGACUACAGUCCACGAUAAACAGCUCGUGAAUGACAUCCCCGUGGACAAGCUGCUCCCUUACGACCUUCCAGUCGAUAUAGUUUGCACACCAAAUUACAUCUAUCACACGAACACCAAAAUUCCAAAACCAACCGGAAUUUACUGGGACUUGCUUCUGCCUGACAAAUACCUCCGCGUGAACGUCUUGCGGGAGCUGAGGGAGAAGAUCGGACAAGAAACUGGAGAGAAGCCGAAACUAGCGCCUACGGGAAGGCAAGUCCGUCCAGGUGGCAAAGCAGACGGGCCUUCCAUCUCCAUCACCGAGCUCAAUCCCAGCAUCACCGAGAAGGAGCUCGGGCAGCACCUACAAGGCAUGGGCUUACGAGUCGACAGCGUGACUGUCUAUCAGACCGCCUCAAAGAAAGCGUCCGCCAGGAUAGUGAUACCCGAGGACCUCAGUGCCGAGAAGUAUGCUGCUGCUAUCGACAUCCAUGGUUGGGUCAUGCAAGCCAAGCCGACUCCUCCGAAAGCCAAGCGUGAAAAAAAGGUGUCGGGCUGAAAGUCACAGGGCU
Messenger RNA from Selaginella moellendorffii, 1163 nucleotides. RefSeq names its product 5-formyltetrahydrofolate cyclo-ligase-like protein COG0212. Gene Ontology annotation, cellular component: cytoplasm. The coding region runs from base 2 to 1150 and encodes 382 amino acids. Lineage: Eukaryota; Viridiplantae; Streptophyta; Lycopodiopsida; Selaginellales; Selaginellaceae. The transcript has 7 exons. The record is from RefSeq and is a predicted model, not a curated record.